Messenger RNA from Columba livia (rock pigeon), 3436 nucleotides. RefSeq names its product glutamate decarboxylase 1 (gene GAD1). Lineage: Eukaryota; Metazoa; Chordata; Aves; Columbiformes; Columbidae. Gene Ontology annotation, biological process: GABA biosynthetic process. The record is from RefSeq and is a predicted model, not a curated record. Gene Ontology annotation, cellular component: cytoplasm; presynaptic active zone. Bases 298 to 2070 code for a protein of 590 amino acids. The transcript has 17 exons. Gene Ontology annotation, molecular function: glutamate decarboxylase activity; pyridoxal phosphate binding.
CUCAUGCCUGCGUCGAAGCAGAUCAACCGGCGAUUCACGCUUUUAAAAAAGCAAAUCCGAGCACUUCUGGGAAAAAAGGUCAUCUCGCAUUAAAUUCCGCGGCGCGAUUGGUAUUCCGACGUCGUUUCUGGCGGAGUUUAUAAGCGGCAGGUCGCUCUCAGGCUGGAGUCGUCCUGCCUGCCUGGACUCCGGCAGCAAGAGUGGUCCACUCGCCUCAUCGCAAAUUCCUUCCUGCCUACCCCCCAGAGGAAUAUCGGAAGAAACCCAGGCUCUGAGGACUGGGGCUUUACUAAAGGGAUGGCUGCCUCUGCUCCUUCGUCCUCCAACGACGCUCCGGACCCCACCCCAACUAAUUUACGACCCACAACUUACGACUCGUGGUGCGGCGUGGCUCACGGGUGCACCAGGAAGAUCGGGCUGAAGAUAUGCGGGUUCCUGCAAAGGACCAACAGCUUGGAAGACAAGGGCCGGAUCGUCAGCUCCCUGAAGGAACGACAGUCCUCCAAGAACCUGCUGGCAUGCGAGAACAGCGAGAAGGAAUCCAGGUUCCGGCGCACGGAGACAGACUUCUCCAAUUUGUAUGCCAGAGAUUUGCUACCCGCCAAGAAUGGCGAGGAGCAGACCAUGCAGUUCCUGCUGGAGGUCGUGGACAUCCUUCUCAACUACGUGAGGAAAACGUUUGACAGAUCUACUAAAGUGCUGGACUUCCACCACCCACACCAGCUCUUGGAGGGCAUGGAGGGCUUUAACCUGGAGCUCUCAGACAACCCCGAGUCUCUGGAGCAGAUCCUGGUGGACUGCCGGGACACGCUGAAAUACGGAGUGAGGACAGGUCACCCUCGCUUUUUCAAUCAGCUGUCUACAGGACUGGACAUCAUUGGCUUGGCUGGGGAGUGGCUGACGUCAACUGCUAACACAAACAUGUUUACCUAUGAAAUUGCCCCUGUUUUUGUCCUCAUGGAACAAAUAACACUUCGAAAGAUGAGAGAGAUUAUUGGAUGGUCAAAUAAAGAUGGUGAUGGAAUAUUCUCACCUGGAGGAGCUAUCUCCAACAUGUACAGCAUAAUGGCUGCACGCUACAAGUAUUUCCCUGAAGUCAAAACCAAAGGCAUGGCUGCAGUUCCUAAACUGGUUCUCUUUACCUCAGAACAUAGUCACUACUCAAUAAAGAAAGCUGGUGCUGCACUUGGAUUUGGAACAGACAACGUGAUUUUGAUAAAAUGCAAUGAAAGAGGCAAAAUAAUACCAGCUGAUUUGGAGGCAAAAAUUCUGGAAGCAAAACAAAAGGGAUACAUUCCUCUCUUUGUAAAUGCAACUGCAGGAACAACAGUAUAUGGAGCCUUUGAUCCAAUACAGGAGAUUGCAGAUAUAUGUGAAAAAUACAACCUCUGGCUCCACGUAGAUGCUGCCUGGGGAGGUGGACUCUUAAUGUCCCGAAAGCAUCGUCAUAAGUUGAAUGGAAUAGAAAGAGCCAACUCCGUCACCUGGAAUCCACACAAGAUGAUGGGAGUGUUGUUACAGUGUUCUGCUAUUCUUGUCCGGGAGAAGGGUAUACUUCAAGGCUGCAAUCAAAUGUGUGCAGGCUAUCUCUUCCAACAAGACAAACAGUAUGAUGUAUCCUACGACACCGGAGAUAAGGCAAUACAGUGUGGUCGACAUGUGGACAUUUUCAAAUUCUGGUUGAUGUGGAAGGCAAAGGGUACAGUAGGUUUUGAAAAUCAGAUCAACAAAUGCCUGGAGCUGGCAGAAUAUCUCUACACUAAAAUAAAAAAUAGAGAAGAAUUUGAGAUGGUUUUUGAAGGGGAGCCAGAGCACACAAAUGUCUGUUUUUGGUAUAUUCCGCCAAGUCUCAGGGGUAUGCCAGACUGUGAUGAGAGAAGAGAAAAGUUACACAGGGUGGCACCGAAAAUCAAAGCACUGAUGAUGGAGUCAGGUACUACCAUGGUUGGAUAUCAGCCUCAGGGCGAUAAAGUCAACUUCUUCCGAAUGGUCAUCUCAAACCCAGCAGCAACUAAGUCUGACAUUGACUUCCUCAUUGAGGAGAUAGAGAGGUUGGGGCAGGAGCUGUAGUACAGUGGUUGAAUUAUUUAUUUCUCUAAUUCACUGUUUCCCAGCACUGGCUAUUUUUUAAACCCAGUUCUGCAGAACAUGUUUUAAGGAAAUUAUCUUUCUGUAAGUUCUAGUCUCCUAAGGCAUCCUGAAAAAAAACAGCUAUAGGCUACUGAAACAUAUAUGUGUUGGUAGAUCAUAUUACCGAGGGAAAAUGUAUUAUCUUGAAGUUGAAGUACUAUUGACCCUUACAUUGGUCUUGUUUAUUGUAGUCAGCAGGAAAUUAAUAAGUACUAAAAUAGCAAAUUAAGAACUCUGCACAGUAUAUAUGUACAGUAUAAAUAAAUAUAUAUAUAUAUAAAAUUAUAUAUAUAUAUACAUACAUAUAUAUAUAUAUAUAAAGUGGUUAUAAACUUAGAUCUAAGCCACAGCAUGUUUUCCACUUUAAGAGAAUUAACUUUUCCUUCAACAACUAACGAUGUGGAUAAUGUGCUACAGAUUUUUCUGCCAGGUAAAAACAGACAUAUAGAAACAUUUCUAAUAUGUAGAUUCUUAGGAGCUAAAGAAAAUGUAUAACAGUAUUAAAUCUUAUUGUUGGUGCUUCUCUCACAUACAGAACAGCAAUCCCUAACAGCACCUUCAAGUAAAAUACAUGUAUUUCCCCUUUAGUGUCACAUCAGGGGAUAAUAGUAGCCAAGUCAUUGUAACAGGUAUAUUAUUGCUGUAUUUUUAGAGGUUAAUUUGUGUAGAUUGUGUAUAUUAUUGUUAAAUGACUUUGUGUAAAAGGAUUUAAAUGUAAUAGUUUUACAGCAAGAUAACUGUUGAACUGUAGGUUUAUGAAAUAUUUGCUUAUUUAUAUGCAGAGAUUUACCAUGCUGAAGAAUUGUCUUGUAUUUUCUUCCAUUUGUAAUGUAUCCUAUUUAUAUAUUAUUGAAGUUCUAUAUAAUGUUAAUGGUAUUUUAGUGUCUUUGUGAGCCAAAGAAAAAAAUAGAAAAAAUAUUAGUUGACACUUUCAUUUAAAUCCCAGUGCCCUUAAAAUAAUAACUUACAGAUAACUUUACUGAAUAUAAGGAAUUCUAACAUUGUGUAUAAACUGUCAAAUUAUGAGAUCCCUUUAGUCUAUUAGAAUUUUCAGUUGUAUUUAUUGUAGUGUCAGACUGUCUGUUCAGUGUUCUGAAUGCUUUUCUAGUGAAUAUUGGUUGCUAACUGAGGCCCCUGUUUUUGAGUUUUACUUCAGAACUAAUCUCUAUGACCAUUAUAACUAAAUUCUGUGGGAAGAUUCCUGGAGGUCUAUAGCAUUUCUGUGGGAGUUUUAACCAGAUAAUUCUUUUAGUGAAAUGUGUUUGGAGCUUAUAAAAUAAAAUCAAAAGUAAUCUCAGAAUCUAAA